UGUGGGGCUGAGCUCGUACACGCCGCCCCUUUCGCCGCCGCGAUCGGUGCUUGCGUUCUCACUUCUCUUGUAGCUCCCGUCCAACUUACUAGACCUGAAGAUGAUGAUGGCGGCGGGGCCAUCGAUUCUACCGAUACGAGAUUCGCCGUCAUGGGGAUCAUCGGCUUCAUCCCUUACUUUAAUUGGUUGAGCUGGGUGUUUGCUUGGGUUGAUACCAGCAGACCGCGCUAUCUUCUGUACUCCAUUGUUUAUUUGGCUCCAUACUUGAGGACAAAUCUGUCACUAUCUUUGGAUGAAAGUUGGAUGCCUAUUGCCAGUAUACUUGCAUGCAUCAUUCACAUUCAGCUGGAAGCGAACCUCAGAAAUGGAGAUCUUGAGGGCCUGGCUUUCUUUAACAAAGCUUCGAAUUUGAUGUCUCCCUUCCUCACAGCAAAGAAAGAUUCUCUCAGAGGUCACGGCAAAUCAUCUGAGCGGGGGAAGAAGCAAUAAGCAUGUUCUAUCAUCAGUUUGCUGAAGAAACAAGCAGCAGGUUUCCCACCGAAGAAACUGAUGGACCAUAACAGAAUGAAGACCAAGGAAACAAUGGAGGACAUGUGGGAAUUGUAAGAAACAUGUUUGUAAUGUGAGAAUUUUAUAAAUUGAGCUAAAGAAUCAUCUAGCAAAUAUGCAUGAGCAAAUGUAUGUACAUCCAAUACGCCAAUCAUGGACUUGAACUCAGUCUAAAAAUAACUCUUUUUUUUCUUUUUUUC
Molecule: messenger RNA, 749 nt
Organism: Phalaenopsis equestris
Lineage: Eukaryota; Viridiplantae; Streptophyta; Magnoliopsida; Asparagales; Orchidaceae
Exons: 5
Source: RefSeq, a predicted model, not a curated record